ACCUUUACAGCGUCUCUGGAAUUGCGCUAUUCAUCUUGGUGCCUCUCAAGGUGGGAGAUUGAAGAACAAGAUGACGACGACCUUGACAAUGGAGGGCAUGAUGGACAGGGCCGUCCUGGAUGAUAUCAUUCGCAGGCUCCUCGAAGGCAAAGAAGGCAAACAAGUGCAGCUCUCUGAGUCGGAGAUCCGUCAACUCUCCGUCAACGCUCGCCAAAUCUUCCUCUCUCAGCCCAUUCUCCUCGAGCUUCAUGCUCCUAUCCACAUCGGCGGUGAUAUACAUGGGCAGUACCGAGACUUAUUAAGGCUUUUUGAAUACGGUGGCUACCCUCCUGCUGCAAACUACUUGUUCCUAGGGGAUUACGUAGAUAGAGGAAAGCAAAGCUUGGAGACAAUAUGUUUGCUUUUGGCCUACAAAAUAAGAUAUCCUGACAAAAUUUACCUGUUGAGAGGAAACCACGAGGAUGCGAAGAUAAAUCGGAUAUAUGGGUUUUAUGAUGAAUGUAAACGGAGGUUUAAUGUUAGGCUGUGGAAGAUAUUUACUGAGUGCUUCAACUGUUUGCCAGUAGCUGCACUAAUUGAUGACAAAAUACUCUGCAUGCACGGCGGCCUCUCUCCAGAAUUGAAAAAUUUGGAUCAGAUAAGGCAAAUUCCGAGGCCUACUGAUGUUCCCGAUAAUGGUCUCCUCUGUGAUCUGCUUUGGUCUGAUCCUGAUUCUAACAUCGAGGGCUGGGCAGAGAGUGACAGAGGCAUCUCAAGUAAUUUUGGUGCUGAUGCAGUCACGCGGUUUUUGGAUGACAAUGACCUCGAUCUCAUUUGCCGAGGUCAUCAGGUGGUGGAGGACGGGUAUAUGUUUUUUGCUAAGCGAAGGUUGGUCACAAUAUUUUCUGCUCCAAACUAUGGUGGUGAGUUCGACAACGUGGGCGCAUUAUUGAGCAUUGAUGAAUCUCUCGUAUGUUCCUUCAAGAUCAUUAGACCGAUUGACAGAGGAACUGGUUCGUCAAAGGUGAAUCUCAAGAAGCCUUCUAAAGCUGGAAAGUCCUAGUCAUGUGGCAGGCUCAGAACUUUCGUAGAAUCGAACAUCUCUUAAGUGGUCACUUUGAUUUUGGCAAGAGAUAGCCUUCCCCAGCUUUGCGAGUCGAAGGACGGCAAUGAUCCAAUGGCCUCCAAAACUAUGUUGUAAACUAAAACCUUCUCUGGCAUUCUUCGUGCGAUUAUACACCAUUUGGUCACUUGUUUGGCAGUUUUAGACGUAUUUUGUGCGAGCAAACAGAGUUCCAUAUUAGAUAUGAAGGGUGUU
Neltuma alba is the source of this 1297-nucleotide messenger RNA. RefSeq names its product serine/threonine-protein phosphatase PP1. Gene Ontology annotation, molecular function: protein serine/threonine phosphatase activity. The transcript has 4 exons. Gene Ontology annotation, cellular component: cytoplasm; nucleus. Bases 71 to 1042 code for a protein of 323 amino acids. The record is from RefSeq and is a predicted model, not a curated record. Lineage: Eukaryota; Viridiplantae; Streptophyta; Magnoliopsida; Fabales; Fabaceae.